Molecule: messenger RNA, 829 nt
Organism: Parasteatoda tepidariorum (common house spider)
Lineage: Eukaryota; Metazoa; Arthropoda; Arachnida; Araneae; Theridiidae
Source: RefSeq, a predicted model, not a curated record
UUCAUUUAUAGAUUUCUUAGUCUAAAUCGAAUUGCUUACCCUUGGUACAAGUUUAACCAAUACUUAUUUUUGCUUAUGAUCAAUGGUAAUUUGUUUGAAAAAUCAAUAGCAAAACAUGUUUGCUUUUAUCUAUCUCGCACGCAAUUUCAUCUGUACCAAAUGGUGCCUAUUGUUGCAUAAAUUGCGGAUCGAUUAUCUUUUCUUGCCUUGCAUUAAUUGACUUGUCGGCCUUUAACCGAUGAGCAACUCUUUGUCUGUGCUCUCAGGGUAACUUCUUCAGAGAGAUAUUCUCUAAUGAUGGCCUGGAUUGGGUUUAUAUUCCUAACAAUAUUCAUGAUGUUGGCGGCAACAUCUCACGCAGUUUUGCAGUACGGGCAGAUUACGAACAAGAUGAUCUGUGAUACUAAUGACAACAAGCUGAUUGAAGAUGUAGCAGUAUGCAGAAAUGAACACAAAACUGAAAAAAAUUUGGAAAUAUCCAAAAAGUGCUAUUCAAAAAUAGAUCCUGAAACCAAUGGCGAUACAGCAGCAUUUAUGAAAACUGCAUGUAAGGAUCUCACACUUUACGAUAAAGUUGAUGAUUGUUUUGAAAUAUAUAAACAAGAUCAACAUGAGAUGAAAGAUACAGCUGCAUAUGGGAGCUGUCUUACUCAAGCAUUUUAUGAAAAUGGCCAUUACGAAAUGUUGGGUAUGAACUUUUUAGAUGAUAUGGCAUUUGGAUAUGACGGCUUUGGAGGUGGCUUUUAUGGAUUUUAAAGUGCUGUGCUACUACUCAACGAAAUGCGUAAAGCAUUUGUUAAAAGAAAACGUAAAAGAUGCUGAAAUUACA